GUACAUUCCGUCAAACCAACUGUUAGAGGCUGCAAAUUACCUGUUAUACCCCUUGUUUACUCCAAAUAGAGAUAUAUUACGUGUGUUGACUUGAUCUUCUUCUCACUUUAACUUCCGCAUAAGCAAGAAAGCUGCGGUUAACUUUCUCGUACAGUUUCUCAAUGUGUUCCCGCCCAUUUUAAAUGAUACAGUACAGGUGAGAUUUAGACCACAUAACAUCUGAUAAGAUAGAAGCUUCCUGCGUACACAUGUAGAGAGAGAGACAGCGUGUGGAGUCAGAAAGCUUUUCUUGAAGUCCACCUGUUAUUUCUUCUCUUUCUUCACAGCCGGCUUCACCGUCUUUGAUCAGACGUGCGCUGUCUCACUUCUCAAGUUGGAGGUCGACAAUCGCCGUCGCGGGAGAGAGAGCAUACCGCCGCGAGUAAGUAGCCACGCUGCCGUAAGAUCUAGGGUUCCAGGUUUUGACAGCUUCAAGGAAACCAUGAAACAAAAAAAUUGCAGUAGCUAAAAUGUAAAUAGAAUUCUAAUUGCUCUCUGGAUAGGAUCCUCACUGACUGGCCAUGGACACCUCUUUGCAGCUUCAAGUUUAGAGGGCCAAAGCUAAGGAAGUCAUUGCUUCUUCUGAACGUUGUGGUGGCUCACAAAUUUUCUACCAAUGCCAAUGAUAAGGGCUCAUUUACUCGAAGCUGGCUGGAUCAAGGCGGCACGGAGGGGCUUUGCCCUCAAAUUGCAGCUAGAGUGCAUCAGUUCGUGGCUUCGUGCAAUAGAUAUAUCAAAAUAGCUGCUCCAAUGCUCCUUCCAUUAGAACUCGGAAGAGGUAUGCAAUGAAAGAGAAGUCAAAAGCUCAACUAUGUGAGUUUUUGUGAUGGAAUAUUUUUUACAAAUUGUUUUCUACGCGGCUUCAAUUGCUUAAUCUUUUAUAUUCUGCAGCUUCAAUCAUUGCAAUUUUUUUUGGUCGGGUAAGUAUUUUAGAUCUGAGAUAUUGUGCAGAAAAAAAUUCGGCUGAAGCAUGGUUGUACGGUAUAUAGAGAAGCAUGGGUAAAAAAUCUUUAUUUCAAUAUCUCACUUUCUUCAUCUCCAUUUAAUGUUUUUUUGGUGUUUUGAUUUACAAAGUAAUAAAAUCUCUAUUUCUACAAAGUUGCCUUGAAAUUUAUUCGCAAAUAUUGUUUUUUAGAUUUUUGGUGUUCAUUGAGAUAGAAUGUGUUUGAUGUGUUGUUUGAACAAAAGAUGCAAACUUUAAACUCUUGGUAAUGUGUUUGAUCAUUAUUAGAAUUAUUUGAUUUGGCCGGUAUUGAUGUGUUCCAUUUUGUUCCCUUCCUUUUGUGGCAGCCGAAGGAGUGAUGGGUAGCAGUUCUCAUACUAAUUCAGAACGACAGAGCGGGCUUUCAGUUGAAGAGAAUGGUUUGUUUUGUUAUCCCCCUUCUUCUUUGUGUUUUUUUAAAAUGUAAGGACAAACAAACGACAAGAACUGCAUUUGAUGCUACUUCUAAUGGAAUGAGCAUAGGGCAAAACACACCACCAAAAAUGGAAUCUGGAGGGAGAAAUACUCAUCAUUUGAAUCUAUUUUUCAUGUUAAAAUCCAUGAUUAUCAAGAAAAGUACAGCUAGAUGAGUGUGCUGAUUAAGAACUUAUUGUUUGUGAACACGAGAAGAAGAGAGAACAUCUGUGUUCAAUAGAUAAUGAUUCAUUGAGAUUGGAACCAGAAAAUAUGGCUCGGGUUGUUCUAGGAAGAAUACUAAAUGUGGAGUUUAUCCCUACGACAGGGAUGAGAAUGGUUGUUGCAGGAAAUAAGAUUGGAAAUAUUGGUUCUGGAACGCGGAUGCCAAAUAGGAUGGAGAUGGGAUUUAUUUGUACCAGCCUCAUUCCAGUCCAGUAUCAGGAAUAUUAAUUGAUUCAUUUUCACAGUCAAAGGUUUGACACGCACACAACUUAAUCCAUUGUAAUUUGUAAUUUACUGCUUGCGAUUUGCAUUAUCAAAGUUUGACCUUUCUUUAUGCCAUUGCAUAGUAUUUACCAUUUUGAGUAAACCAUUUGGUUAAUGGCCAAAUCUGGGCUUCUCAAAACCAUAGAUAAGUUUUAAUCCUUUGCAUAGUUUGAACCUCACCUUCUUAUAACUAAGAAUUUCAGGUGCGUGCCUUGAAGUGGUCUCUUUAUGAGAGAGGAAUUGCAUCGGGUGGUAACGAAGAUCAGGUAAAACUCAUGAGACUAUAAUUUUAAUUUUAUCCAUUUUUUUCUUGAAUUCAAAAGUUUUUCACCUACCCAUUUUUUAUUUAUCUGAUUUCUUAUUUUUUUUAAAAAAAUCUCAUUCAAUUUUGUUUUUAAUUUCACUUGGUGGUUGUUUUUGUUGUUUUGUAUAAAAUUAGUAUAAAUUGUUAUGAAUAAUGAUAUCGCACAAACCAAGGGGGAGACAUUGAGAGAGUUUGGUCUAUUUCUAAUAUUGCCCUUCAAGGUGAGUCCAAUCCCAUACCUUUUUUUAUCUCUUUGAGAUUAAUCUUUUUAAGAAACAAUUGAUGAAUAAGUUUUGUGAGUGCAGGUGUGAAAACUGGGAGAGCUGAUGCCUCAUUUUUAGAAUUUUUUUUUCUAACAAGGUAUUAGCGUGCUUGAGUUGUGCAUUGUGUUUGAAAGUACAAUUGCCAAUUAUCACCAUUUCUCUUAGAGUAAUAGUGCUACUAUCUUCUCAUUUCAGUUAUGUUUAUCUAAUUUCAAUACUCCAAAUAUAUAACCUUUUUUUGCUCUCUCUAAGAAAGGUGAUAUCCAGUUUGAAAAUGGAAGGAGCCAUUGCUUUGUCUUCUUCAAAGGUUAUGGGUCUGAUGUCGUAUGUUUAAAAAUCUCUUCAUAGAGUUGCCCGACUUGCCUGUCUAUCGUUGUGGGUAUUUCAGCACCAAUCUUGGCUUGAUCUCUAUUCACAUUGAUCAUAUCAAUUUUUAUGAUAAAGUUUAUGCACUUUUUUUUAAUAUAACAGAGGCACCUCAUGUCUCUCUUUUUUUCAAGUGAUGGUCACUGCAUACUAAACAAAGAAGGGUGAUUUUUUAAGAAGGCUAAUGUUUGGCAACUUAUUUUGUGGUUUGUUUUCUUUAUGUUGAAGGCAUAUUUUCAAGUGUCGUUCCAACUACCAUCCAUUAUUAGAACAUUUCCUUAUUGUGGCACGAUUCCAUUAAGCACUAAUGGGCUACGAAUUGUACUUGGUGUUCUCUUGAAGUCAUUGUCACCUGCAUCUGAAACAACCGUUCACUUCCCGUCCAGGUGCGAGGGGUAUAACCCUUUAAUUUCUCUAUUUGCUUUCUAGCUUAUAUUUCAAAUUUAAUUGUUUAUUUUAAUUGUUUUCUAGAAUUUCUGAGUUUUGGUUUGUUGCAAUGGUCAUUAUACCAAAAGAGUCGGGUUGAUCAUUUCGUUCUAGAUGAGGUUUGGCAAGAAUUUGAGAAUUACAAUUGUCUUCAAUUAGGCCACCACUUCACUGAGGCCACCACUUCACUGCAGAUCGCAGAGCAAAUUGUGAAUCUUUGUUCCAUAUUACAUGAGUAUUGCUUCUACCUCCUCUGGUGCAACUUUCAUUUUCUAAUUAUUCCAAGCUAUGGUGGUGCUGCAUCACUCACAUGGACUGGGCUCUUACUUUGGAAGCUAGCAAUCGGCAUUCUUCAAGCGUCUUUGUCAAUACUCUGUUGAAUUUUUUUCUUCUUAAUGAUUUUUUUUAAUAUUUAGUAAUGUGGGUUAAACAAAUCAUACAAAAGGUUGGUGGGGUUUUUGUUCAGUACCUAAGAUUUGAUAAAGCAAAAUAUUGGAGUUGGAAUGGAGUCAAUUGAGAUUCUUCACAAAUUUGGGUGUAGUC
This is a messenger RNA of Cuscuta campestris, 3826 nucleotides long. NCBI's taxonomy places the organism in Eukaryota, Viridiplantae, Streptophyta, Magnoliopsida, Solanales, Convolvulaceae. The record is from the annotation of a GenBank genome assembly.